Messenger RNA from Medicago truncatula (barrel medic), 686 nucleotides. RefSeq lists its product as uncharacterized. The transcript has 3 exons. Lineage: Eukaryota; Viridiplantae; Streptophyta; Magnoliopsida; Fabales; Fabaceae. Gene Ontology annotation, cellular component: chloroplast. The record is from RefSeq and is a predicted model, not a curated record. Bases 79 to 615 code for a protein of 178 amino acids.
AAAACCAAAUUGAAAAUGCAAAAUUCUCAUACCAAAAAUGCCAAUUAUCACACUCAGCAACUAUACUUUUGAGUUCUCAUGAAGCAAAGUUCCAUGGCCACCAUCACUUCUUCUCUUCAUCCAAGCCCUUCCUUUCUCACACGAAAAUAUAAUAACAUCAAAUUCCACCAUGCUUCUUCUUUAACCAAAACAUGUGCUCAAUCACAAGGGACUGAACCUGGUGUUUCUGAGGAUGCAUCUUCUAUUGGAUCUUUAUCUUCUUCUCGUGCACAACUCGAUCUUUUGGAGCAAUUUACAUCUACAAGCUCAUCAGUCAUUGGUUAUGAAAGUGAUGGCAGCUCUCAGAGACUUACAAUUCGGGAACAGCUUGCACAGUUGGUUGGAGAAAGGGAUGAUGAUUUCAGUCUUCCCUUAGGUAAAAACUUGAAGAAAGUGAGUGCAAAGUUCUUAACAACAUCACAAAGGAGAAAUAUCAAGAGACAGAGUUAUCUAAAUGAAGUGUCUCAAAGGAAUGAUUCAACUUUUUUUGCAACUAUAGGAGCAUUUGUGCUUCUUCCACCUCUUAUAAUUCUAGGAAUAGCUAUAUUAACUGGUUAUGUACAGCUUUUACCUUGAGUCAUAAUAUAUUUACUGAUACUUGAUAAAAAAAUUUACAUAUGACUUUAUUAGCCCCAUUUUACUGUUAA